CGUGGUUUCCAGGAAGGCUUCCGGCAAGCAGAGGCAGGCGGAGGCAAGCUCCCUCUCCCCCCGGACUUUAACUUCUAACUCAUUAGUUGUAGAUGGCGGUGCACCGAGCAAAGCCUUCCUCCACCUCGAGACGUGGUAGAGUUUAAAGCGACGCUGCUAAUGAUUUGGAGCUGCCGCUGCUGCUGCUGUUGCUGCUGACUCCUGCCACGUGUGUGCCACGGCAUUGAAAGGAGCGGCGCGUCAUCAUGUUCGGCAGUAGCAAGGCCGGUGCCAAGAGAGGCUCAAAAUCUCAAGCCAGGGACACGGCGAGGCCACCCAGAGGAGCAGCGAAGGCUUCAUCGGUGAAGAAGGCCCAACCUUCUGAAACGAAGGCCGUGAGAGAGCUACCAGCCAAGCCGGUCAGCGAGCGAAGGCCCGCCAAGGCGAAGGGCGAACCCUUAAAGCCGCCGACGGCCGUCGAGUGGGCCGUUCCGUCGGCGGGGCCCAGGAGAGGGCAAGCGGCUGGCGCCACGUCCUCGCGGCCCAGGCGCGCGGCAGGAAGCGUGAGAACGAGCGUUCGAGGCGGCGCUUGUGCCGAGACGGGUGGCGGUGGCGGCGGCGGCGGCGCGUGGUGGUUGUUGCAGGCCGGCUGGAAGAUGGGGAGGGACGUGUUGGGCAGCCUCACGGGUUUGGGCGGAGACGGAGCGGCGAUUCCGAGCGCGGGAGGCAGAGCGAGGGGGCGUCCGGCGCGUCCGGCGCGGGGGGCGGCCGCGAGAGGGAGCGACGCCACGCGGAGCGGAGCGACUGGCCGUGGCGCCGGUGCCGGCGGAGUCUCGCUCGUCACCAGGGCGAUGGGCCUCGGGGCGGAAGGAGCUACGGGUGGGGAAGGUGGCCGGGCGGCCAGGGCGGCUGACAGAGGACCAGCGGCAAAGCCCAGGGGUGCGGGCGUCUGUACCUCGGCUGUGAGAGGGAGCAGCACUGGGAAGGGCAGCACUAGAGGGGGCAGCACUAGAGGGGGCAGCACGAGCGCGGGUAGUACUAGAGGGGGCAGACUUAGUCUGGGCAGCACGAGAGGGGGCAGACCUAGUGUGGGUAGCACUAGUACGAGCAGCACUAGAGGGGGGAGCACGAGAGGGGGCAUUACAAGCAUGGGCAGUACGAGAGCGGGCAGCAUUAGUGCAGGCAGCACUGGAAGGGGCAGCAGUAGUGGGGGCAACACGAGAGGGCGCAGCACUGGAAGGGGCAACACGAGAGCGGGCAGCACGAGAGCGGGCAGUACGAGAGCGGGCAGCAUUAGUGCAGGCAGCACUGGAAGGGGCAGCAGUAGUGGGGGCAACACGAGAGGGCGCAGCACUGGAAGGGGCAGCACGAGACACGAGAGCGGGCAGCACGAGAGCGGGCAGCACGAGAGCGGGCAGCACGAGAGCGGGCAGCACGAGAGCGGGCAGCACGAGAGCGGGCAGCACGAGAGCGGGCAGCACGAGAGCGGGCAACACUAG
This is a messenger RNA of Lethenteron reissneri (Far Eastern brook lamprey), 1478 nucleotides long. RefSeq names its product spidroin-1-like. The record is from RefSeq and is a predicted model, not a curated record. NCBI's taxonomy places the organism in Eukaryota, Metazoa, Chordata, Hyperoartia, Petromyzontiformes, Petromyzontidae.